This is a messenger RNA of Colletotrichum truncatum, 4083 nucleotides long. Its product is annotated as hydantoinase B/oxoprolinase. Gene Ontology annotation, cellular component: cytosol. Gene Ontology annotation, biological process: glutathione metabolic process. The record is from RefSeq and is a predicted model, not a curated record. Gene Ontology annotation, molecular function: 5-oxoprolinase (ATP-hydrolyzing) activity. Lineage: Eukaryota; Fungi; Ascomycota; Sordariomycetes; Glomerellales; Glomerellaceae.
AUGACCUCGGACUCACGCGAGCGCGGUAUUCGAAUCGCCAUUGACCGCGGCGGCACUUUCACCGACUGCGUAGGCGAGCUCAACGGCCAAGAGACAAUCAUCAAGCUCCUCUCCGAAGACCCCGCCAAUUACAAAGAUGCGCCGCUCGAGGGUAUCAGGCGCAUCAUGUCACACUUCCUCGGCCGCGAGAUCCCGCGAGGCGAGGCCCUCGACACGACAAAGAUUGACUCGAUACGCAUGGGCACCACCGUCGCGACGAACGCCCUCCUCGAGCGCAAGGGCGAGAAGAUCGCCAUGGUCGUGACCAAGGGCUUCCGCGACUGUCUUGCCAUCGGCAACCAGAGCCGCCCCAAGAUUUUUGACCUCGCGAUCCGCAAGCCCGAUGUGCUGUAUGAGCAGGUUGUGGAGGUCGAUGAGAGGGUCACGCUGGAAGAUUACGCGGAGGACCCGACGAGGCAUUUGACCGAGGCCAAGGCCAAGGCCGGGACGCCCGAGGCCGGAAGCGAGGAUUUGGUGCAGGGGACGUCCGGGGAGGCUGUGAGGAUACUGCGGCGCCCCGAGGAGGACGGGAUCAGGAGACAGCUGCAAGAAGUUUACGAUUCCGGGAUCCGGAGCGUGGCUGUGUGUCUGAUGCACGGGUAUACGUUCCCCGACCACGAGGCGCUGGUUGGCAAGAUUGCGAGGGAGAUUGGGUUCAAGCAUAUCUCGCUCAGCCACGAGCUCAUGCCUAUGAUUAAGUUGGUGUCGAGAGCGACGUCUGUGUGCGCCGACGCGUACCUGACGCCAGCUAUCAAGAAGUACAUUUCGGGCUUCCAGGCCGGUUUCGAGGGCGGCCUGGGAACGAGGAGCGUGCAGCAGGAGGAGGGCGCCAAGGGUGCCCGGUGCGAAUUCAUGCAGAGCGAUGGCGGGCUGGUUGACGUGGAAAACUUUACUGGUCUCAAGGCCAUCUUGUCCGGGCCGGCGGGCGGCGUCGUGGGGUAUGCGAUUACUUCGUACGACGAGGAGACCAAGGUUCCCGUCAUCGGGUUCGACAUGGGCGGCACCAGCACGGACGUCUCUCGUUUCGGAGAGGGCCGGUAUGAGCACGUUUUCGAGACAACUACCGCCGGUGUGACUAUCCAGUCGCCGCAGCUGGAUAUUAACACUGUUGCCGCCGGAGGCGGAUCUAUGUUGUUUUGGAAAAACGGCUUGUUCGUGGUGGGGCCGGAGUCGGCUGGCGCCCACCCCGGUCCGGCGUGUUACCGGAAGGGGGGCCCGGCGACGGUGACGGACGCGAACCUUUAUCUAGGCCGUCUGCUUCCAGAGUUCUUCCCCAAGAUCUUUGGUGAGAAUGAGGAUCAGGGGCUCGAUCCCGAGGCUAGCAAGAAAGUUCUGCAGGAGCUCACUGAUCAAGUCAAUAAGGAGGCUGGGAAGAACAUGACCGUCGACGAGGUGGCGUACGGUUUUCUUACCGUCGCCAACGAAACAAUGACCAGACCAAUCAGGUCCAUCACGGAAGCCAAGGGCCAUGAUUCUUCGAAGCACCGUUUGGCAACCUUUGGCGGCGCGGGUGGCCAGCAUGCUGUUGCCAUCGCCGAAGCCCUGGGAAUCAAGCAGAUCUUCAUCCACAGGUACUCAUCUGUUCUAUCGGCGUACGGUAUGGCGUUGGCCGAUGUCGUCGACGAACGCCAGGAGCCCGACUCUAAAGUGUGGGAGUACCCCGGUAAAGCGGCUGACGAGCUGAAGAGCAAGAUGGAGAAGCUCAAGGAGAAGUCCCGCGACGCGCUGCGCACCCAGGGAUUCGAGGACAAGGAGAUUGUGUUUGAGGAGUACCUCAACAUGCGCUACCGCGGCACCGAGUCUGCGCUGAUGAUCAUUAAGCCAGAACCGGACGGCAAGGAGGAUGCCAAAGAAUGGGACUUUGGAACCGCGUUUGUGAAGCAGCAUCGCUACGAGUUUGGGUUCACACUUGAUGACCGCGACAUCAUUGUUGACGAUGUGCGUGUCAGAGGUAUCGGAAAGAGUUUCCGGCAUUCGGAGAAGACCGUGGACCAGCAAUUGAAGGAGCUGAAGCGCAAGGACGUGGAAGCAAGCAAGGCUCACAACAGCCAACAGGUAUACUUUGAAGAAGGUCGCUUGGACACGCCCGUUUACAAGCUCGAGAAUCUGGACACGGGCGAUACGAUCCGGGGACCUGCGAUGUUGGCGGACGGGACUCAGACUAUUGUGGCUACGCCGAAAGCCACCGCUCUGAUCCUAGACACGCAUGUCGUUAUUGAUAUUGAGGAAGGAAAAAAGGACGAAGGAGCGCAAAAGAAGGAUGGGGAGCGUGAGGUUGAUCCUAUCAUGCUUAGCAUCUUUGGUCACAGGUUCAUGGCGAUUGCGGAGCAGAUGGGCAGGGCUCUACAGAAGACGAGCGUCAGCACCAACGUCAAGGAAAGACUUGACUUCUCCUGUGCCAUUUUUGACGCGGGCGGAGGCCUUGUGGCUAACGCGCCGCACUUGCCAGUGCACCUGGGUUCAAUGUCCACAUGCGUUAAGCGGCAAGCUGAGAUUUGGAAGGGUAACUUGAAAAAGGGAGAUGUCAUCAUCUCCAAUCAUCCUUCGUACGGCGGUACCCACUUGCCGGAUAUCACGCUCGUCAUGCCUGCCUUCAACGAUAAGGGAGACAAGAUUCUCUUCUACGCAGCUUCGAGAGCGCACCACGCGGACAUUGGCGGUAUCACGGCCGGCAGCAUGCCGCCUCACUCGAAGGAACUAUUCCAGGAAGGCGCCGCUAUCAAGAGCGAGAAGCUCGUCAGCGAGGGCCGCUUCGACGAGAAGAGGGUGACGGAGCUCUUGUACAACGAGCCUGCAAAGUAUCCUGGAUGCAGUGGAACACGCUGCCUUGCCGACAAUAUCAACGAUCUCAGGGCCCAGGUCUCGGCCAACCAGAAGGGUAUCGCGCUGAUCGAAACGCUCAUUGAGGAGUACGGCGAGGAUACGGUGCAGUUCUACAUGAUCAACAUCCAAAACAACGCCGAGCUCUGCGUCCGCAACCUGCUGAAGAAGGUCAGCGAGCGGUUCGAGGGCAAGGACCUGCAAGCGACGGAUUAUAUGGACGACGGCAGCCCCAUUCGGCUGAAGGUCACGAUCGACGCCGACAAGGGCGAGGCCGUCUUCGACUUUGAGGGAACGGGGCCGGAGGUAUACGCAAACGUCAACGCGCCCCAGGCCAUCACGUACAGCGCCAUCAUCUACUGUCUCAGAUGCCUCAUCUCGGAAGACAUACCCCUGAACCAAGGAUGCCUCAAGCCGAUCAACGUCAAGAUCCCACCAAAGUCGUUACUCUCGCCGUCGGACGGCGCUGCGGUGGUCGGAGGCAACGUGCUCACGUCCCAGCGCGUGACGGACGUCAUUUUCAAAGCCUUCCAAGCCUGCGCAGCCAGCCAGGGCGACUGCAACAACCUCACAUUCGGCUUCGGCGGCAACGUCACGGGAGAAAAGGAGGUCAAGGGCUUCGGGUACUACGAGACGAUUGCCGGAGGUAGCGGCGCGGGGCCGACUUGGGAGGGCACCAGCGGCGUUCACACGCACAUGACCAACACGCGCAUCACGGACUCGGAGGUUUUCGAGAGGCGUUACCCGGUUAUUCUACGCGAGUUCUCGCUCCGCAAGGGGUCCGGCGGAGACGGGCAGCACCGCGGUGGCGACGGCGUCAUCAGAGACAUUGAGUUCCGCAUCCCGCUUCAAGUGUCUAUUCUUAGUGAGAGACGGGUGUACAGGCCUUACGGGCUCGCGGGCGGAGAGGACGGCGAGGCAGGGUUGAACAUCUGGGUGCGCAACGUGGAGAAGGGGAGCUGGGAGAAGUCGCUCAAGAGACUCAAGAACGGCGGGAAGGACGCCGACGGAGAGGAGGUCGAGUACGAGGAGCAGAGGUUCAACCUGGGCGCGAAGAAUAGCGCGCCGAUGAAGGCUGGGGAGAGGAUCAUCAUCAACACGCCCGGCGGAGGUGGUUGGGGUAAAGUCGGGACGGCAAAGGGCGUCAGCGGGAAGAAGGAUCCGACGGACGCGUGGAGGAAGGGGAGCCAUGCUAACCGGGAAGAUACGGCGCUGCAGGUGUAA